CUGGACUGGGCUGUUUUUUAGACUAUCUCGAACUCUGCUAGGAUUAGUUUGGGUCUGGAGUCUGAAGGAAACGCGUCGUUAUCGGGAGCGCGAGUCCUCGCAUCACAGGAGCGGUGAGGCAUAGCUUCAGCAGCGGGCGCGGAAUGCUCAGCGACUGACCAGACGCUGUUUGUCUUUAUUUGACAUCUUCUUUGGCGACGACAGAGCAAAAGAAACUGAGGACAUCUGCCUCGGUGGAUAUCUGAUAUGGCGGGUUCAAGCACGCUCGAUGUGUUUGUGGGAAUUGUUCUAGUUUUACACGCUUUGGGAAGUGUUUUCCAGAUCACCAGAGGAGAAUUAACGGCGGAAGGAGCUGCUUAUUCAAUUCUUCAGGGAUGGUCACAGGAUGAUGAUGUCACUGUGGAGCUGUUGAGGAGGAGACGCUGGCUUCUCCUGGAGCCCCUUCCAAUGGAAAGUAACAAAGCCAGUCAAGACAGUUUGAAGCCUGAGUCUCAGGAUUCACCUGGUAUACUGGCUGAUGAAGACGCAGACAACAGCUCCCAAAUAAUGGAGGACACAGAUCAUAACUACUACACCUCAAAGACUUAUGGCCCCAGUGACCCUAUGAGCAAAGAAUUAUGGGUAAAUAUCGAUCAGAUGGACAAGGAGAAGGUGAAGAUUCAUGGCAUCCUGUCCAAUACACACCGACAAGCAGCGCGGGUCAAUCUCUCCUUUGAUUUUCCAUUUUAUGGGCAUUUGUUGCGAGAGAUCACUGUUGCAACCGGUGGGUUCAUCUACACAGGAGAUGUGGUUCACCGAAUGUUGACAGCAACACAAUAUAUCGCUCCACUUAUGGCAAACUUUGACCCCAGCCUCUCCAGAAAUUCAACUGUCAUCUAUUUUGACAAUGGAACUGCUUUGGUUGUCCAGUGGGAUCACGUCCAUCUUCAGGAUUCUUAUAAUCAAGGAAGUUUCACCUUCCAGGCCACAUUACACAGCGAUGGACGAAUUGUCUUUGCUUACAAAGAGGUCCCAGUGCAGAUUGCAAAGAUCAGCUCUGUCAAUCAUCCAGUGAAGGUUGGACUGUCUGAUGCCUUUGUGGUGGUCCAUAAGAUUCAGCAGAUCCCCAAUGUGCGGAGGAAGACUAUAUAUGAGUAUCACAGAGUGGAGCUGUUAAAGACCAAAAUUACAAGCAGUACAGCUGUAGAAAUGAUGCCACUAUCCAAUUUUAUAUUAGAGUUUUUAUCAAGUUAUAUGGAAAUCCCGUUCAUUGUUCUAUUCGGGAUUGAUUCUGUGCUGAUAUGUUCCAGUGGAUUUGAUCGCCAUCGGCAGGACUGGGUAGAUAACAGUUGCCCAGAUGAGACUAAGGAUAACACCUGUGACAUCAUCAAUACUACCAAUCUCAAUCUGCUGACCACUGCAUCAGCUGCUAAGAAGACCACAAGAAACAGAGGAACUACUGAGGGUCAAUCUACCCAAGCUCCAUCACACAUGCCCACCAGCAUACCAACAGAAGAUGACACCAAGAUUGCGCUACAUCUCAAAGACAAUGGAGCAGCUGCAGCAAAAAGCACAGCAGAGAACAGAACUCACCCCCUGCACAUGGGGCUGAUUCUUGGGAUGCUCCUGCUUCUGCUCGUGAUGGUGGCUAUCGUCCUGGUGACCGUUUACAUCUACCACCACCCGAGCUCUGCUGCGGGACUCUUCUUCAUUGAGAGACGUCCCAGCCAAUGGCCAGCGAUGAAAUUCCGUCGAGGUUCUGGACAUCCAGCAUACGCAGAGGUGGAGCCGAUGGGUCAAGAAAAAGAAGGCUUUAUUGAAUCAGAGCAGUGCUGAGAUUUGACCUUUGACUUCUUGAGUCACACACAGCCCAGCAACCUUCUUGAUGUCUAGCUACACAUCCACACAUCUCUAAUCAUAAAGUUCCACCAACCCUCCAAAACACUGAUGAAACUGGAAACAGUGAGGGUGUGGUGAUUGAACGGAAGAGGCAUCCAGAAACAAAUGCUUGGAUCUAGUUUUCAACACUUAAAGCAAAACAAUCCACAUUCAGAGGAAACGUUUGUUAAUCAGCUGGAUGAAUAACGGCCCAGCAGCUUCUGCUCGGCUCCUGACAUGGCGCGAGGAACAGCUUUUGUUUGUUGAUUGUACAGGAUGAGGUUUUGACCUUACACCCUCAAAAUCAUCAUUGAACUGAAUGCAGUUUUGUUUGAUCCUCUGAUUUGAUGUGCCUCUCGGAGAAAUUGUUCUUGUCUUGACAGUCUCUGAAAUUCAUUCAGCACAUUCAUUCAGUUUAUGUGUUGGAAAUCUUAUAUAGACCUUUAUAUAUCUUCAAAAGGGUUUUGUAGGGUUUUUAUGUUUUUUUCCUAUUCCUUUAUGACUUCAUCUCUUUGAUUUGAACAGAUGUUUUGGACUAUGUUGGAUGAUUUUAGUUGCUUGUUUGAAUAUAAUUGGAAAAUGUUCUGUGAACAGAUAUGUCAGCAGUAUGGAUUCACUUUUUUUUUUCAUCCAACCAUAUUCCAACAUUUAGGACAUUUUUGCACAUAUCCACUUAACACACAUAUAUUGCU
Sinocyclocheilus grahami is the source of this 2549-nucleotide messenger RNA. RefSeq names its product plexin domain-containing protein 2-like. The record is from RefSeq and is a predicted model, not a curated record. NCBI's taxonomy places the organism in Eukaryota, Metazoa, Chordata, Actinopteri, Cypriniformes, Cyprinidae. The transcript has 14 exons. The coding region runs from base 247 to 1815 and encodes 522 amino acids.